AUGUUGACUGCUGAUACAGCUGUCAUAUCAUGUUGUACUUUGGAUAAAAGACUUUUCUCAAACUCGACGAGCCAGAAAAAAGACACACGCGCACAUAUAAAUACAUGUAUACAUGUGGAUAACAGUAGUAGUAAUAAGAAGGAAAUCAUCAAUGUUCUUUAUUACAUCAUAGGUAGCACAGGGGCGGGCAGGCAUGCAUUCUUCAUUGCAGCUCAUCCAUCCUUACCAGUGACACUCCCCAUUCUAUCCACCGGCGAAAUUGUUACAACAGCACGCUAUCAUCAACAUGUCCUUCGAACUGAUGCUGAGAAAAACGUUCUAGAACCAUCAACAUACUCAGGAUAUACAUCUCUCUUCACACACACACAUAUAUCUAUUUUUCUCAUCAUCGAGUUACAAGCAAUAGAGAUCGUUGUUCAAACGCAAUGUGGCAGACUCUCAUCGCUAAUCAUGUCGAACUUCAAUAUCAAUUCGUCGUGUCGAACACUCUCUGAUUUGAUCAUCAUCUAUUUUAUCAUUUUAUCAUCAUCAUUAUCAUUUACAACUAAUGCGGCAACAAUGCGUGUUUCGUGUGGAACGGAUAUUGAACUUAAAUGUCCAAUACGUUCAACAAAGAAUUCAUAUGAAGUGAUCUCGUGGUUUCGUCCCAAUUCAUCGCAUUCACAUUUAACGCUGAUCGCCAUUGGCGAUAUUCUCUUUUCUGAAUAUGCUACCAUAGGUCGUUACAAUCUCGUAUCUUCGUCAUCAUCAUCGACUCCCCGUUUGUUGAUCAGUAAUGUUUCGAGGGAAGAUCAAGGAAUCUACGCAUGUAAAUCAAGUUCAAGUGGUCAACAUAGUAUAAAAUUACUGGUUAAUUCGCAUCCGCAUCUAACUCCACCAUCUCCUCUGUUUCUCUAUCCGGUUAAUCGAACAUUUACAUUAACUUGUUCAUUAUCAUGUGAUUCAGAAAUUCAUUUCGACGAUUUAACAUGGCUUGUCAACGGGCAACUAUUGAAUCAAUCAAACUAUGAUUUUCAUACUGAACCGAUCUCAUCGAACACUCAACGUUUAACAAUAUUUUUCAAUAAAAAAACUCAAAAUUUUCAUCAAGCAAACUAUACAUGUAGGUAUAAUGGAAAAGAAGCCCAUAUUCUAGUCCGACGCCGUACAAAAGAUGAAUUCCAUCGAUUGCCUCGGCAGCAAGAUGCAUCGGCACAAUAUCUCUUCCAAUCCUUAUUCAAUGCUGGUCAAAUUCGUUCUCCAUCAGUAUUUCUAACGAUGAUUUUCUUGUUAUUAUCGUGCAUUUAUUGA
Messenger RNA from Adineta ricciae, 1290 nucleotides. The record is from the annotation of a GenBank genome assembly. Lineage: Eukaryota; Metazoa; Rotifera; Eurotatoria; Adinetida; Adinetidae.